AUGGCGUCUCUCCGCGAGCAGAUCGCCGAGCUUGAAGAUCCGGCACCGAAAGACUUUGACCCUGAAUCGUUUGAAACCUACGGGAAUGACGAAUCACACGGCAGCAACUCACAUGCAGACGGUGGCGCACCAAAUGAAUUAAAUGGUCGAGAGCAUUAUGAAGAGGUUGACGCAAGUAGAUUAAGGAGGCCUGUCCAGCCAGCUUUGGGAAAGAGAUAUGCCUCAAGUCGGAUUACAAGGGACGUGUUGAUCAGUAGGAAUGAGAAUGGAGGCCGAGAAGGCUCGGGCAGUGGGGAAGCGGACAGUGGAUUGGAUGACCCUUUUGCGCCAAUGAGCGAAGAAAGUGAGGAAGAUCCGUUUGCAAAGGGUACAGGUACUGGCAGUGAAAGCGAGCAUGCACUUUCGGACCUAAGCCACUCGGAGGGAAGAAAGAAGAUGAAGGUGUUGUCUGGGUCAUUACCAGAAGAGGGGGAUGAGGAGAUUGACAGUGAUGAUGCGUUCGGUGAGGGCGAUGCUGGAAAAUUUCAAGGAUUUAAAUUUCUGGGAAGCAGAAGGAUGACAGACACGACGGAAACCGGCUUAGGAGAAGGGAAUGAUACAAAUAUGUCCAGUUCCAGUGGCAGUCUGAAUGACAAUCAGAGGGUGAACGGCGCCGAGAACGCGGUCUCAGAGGAUGAUUCUGAAGCAAGUUCACAACUCUCCGAAUACGACUCGGACGAAGCUGUGGAUACGGAUGUCGAUUCCGAAGCAGCCUCUGAGCUGUCAGCCACAAGUCCGCCAUCCCAGAAGGCACCCAAACCAUCCGCUACGACCGGCGAUCGAGCUGCAUUAAAAGCUCUUCUCUCCUCCGAUAUUGCUGCUGUUGCAUCAUCUCUUUCUGCCGCCGCAUCAGCAGAUGCAAAGAAAGGACAAGCAGCAAAAGCACAAUACCGGACCUUCGAUCGACUGUUGGAUGCCAGGAUCAAACUGCAGAAAGGUCUCGCGGCCGCAAACACCAUGGCCGUCGAAUAUGAUUUUUCAGAGCAUAAAGACGCUAUCAAAGCUGCCGAAGAAGCAGCUCUAUCACUUUGGAAUACAAUUACGUCCAUCAGACACUCCUUUGCUGAAGCACAAUCUCAGACCUCCUCUCCCGAGAACAACAAGAAACGCAAACGUCCUAUUCCAGUAACCACUUCAACACCCGUCUCAGCCAUUUGGUCCACCACCAAAACCCUCAACUCUCUUACCCUUCCCCACCACCGCACCAUCCUAAACAAAUGGUCCGCCAAAGUCCGCGCCACCAACCCUGUCGCCCGAGAAUCUACCUCCCGCCUCACCACCACCAACAACGCAACCCAAAACUCCAUCACAAACAUAAUAGACGGCCACCUGGCCACCGAAUCCGAAAAACUAAUCGCCCAAUCCACAGCCACCACCACCACCAACAACAGCAACCUCUCCGCCCCUCCUCCCAGUCGCAGUCGCACGAAUCCCAACCCGCAACCCGACCCCACCCAGACAGCCAACCCAAUCCCCAGCACAACACUCACAUACGACGACAGCACCUUCUACCAAUCCCUCCUCCGCGACCUCAUCACCUCGCGCAGCUCCCUCCAUCCCAAUAUGCCCAACAACCCAUCCGACCUCUUACCACCCACCACCACCAACAGACUCCAUGCGUCAGGGUCCCUCCUCCCAGUCGCAGUCGCACGAAUCCCAACCCGCAACCCGACCCCACCCAGACAGCCAACCCAAUCCCCAGCACAACACUCACAUACGACGACAGCACCUUCUACCAAUCCCUCCUCCGCGACCUCAUCACCUCGCGCAGCUCCCUCCAUCCCAAUAUGCCCAACAACCCAUCCGACCUCUUACCACCCACCACCACCAACAGACUCCAUGCGUCAGGGUCCGCGCAUAAACGCGGCCAGAUCGACACCAAAGCCAGUAAAGGGCGGAAGGUCCGAUACACCGUGCACGAAAAACUGCAGAAUUUCAUGGCCGCGGAGGGAUUUGCGAGUAGGGACGGGCGGGUGGAGUGAGGAGGCGACGAAUGAGUUCUUCGCCAGUUUGCUGGGGGGGAGGCGCAUUUUGCGCGAGGAUGAUGAUGAUGCGAGCGGGAGUGAGGGGGGUGGAGAUGGAGAUGGAGAUGGAGGGGGGGAGGCGCUGAGGUUGUUCAGGGGUUAG
This is a messenger RNA of Endocarpon pusillum Z07020, 2166 nucleotides long. RefSeq lists its product as uncharacterized. The coding region runs from base 1 to 2166 and encodes 721 amino acids. Gene Ontology annotation, biological process: maturation of SSU-rRNA from tricistronic rRNA transcript (SSU-rRNA, 5.8S rRNA, LSU-rRNA). The transcript has 2 exons. Gene Ontology annotation, cellular component: nucleolus. The record is from RefSeq and is a predicted model, not a curated record. Lineage: Eukaryota; Fungi; Ascomycota; Eurotiomycetes; Verrucariales; Verrucariaceae.